AUGCUGGACAAGACGUACGACCAGGUGUGUGAGGACGCUGGUGCCGCUGCUGAGGCGCGAUUGGUGCAGCAUUUCAAGCAGCAUGGGGGAGACGUCUGGACUAUUGGCACUGGAUGCCAUAGAUGCCGUCAGAAACGUGAGGACGUUGGUAGGCUGAAGCGCUGUGUAAAAUGUGGUGCGGCUUUGUUUUGUGAUCGCGAGUGUCAAGUUAGUGCUUGGCCUGCGCACAAGGCCGAGUGCUGCAUCAUUGCGACCUUCAAGCGACUGAUCAAGAGUGACAACUCCGAAUCAAAGCUUGCUUCGCUGCUCGAGACGCUGACGUUCUCGACUUGCUUGAAGAAGGUGGAGGAGCCUAGGACAGCAGGCGUUGCAAGUUCGAUCGGAAUGAACGGACCAAUGCUUCCUGGCUGGUUCUUUGCGGUAGAUUUUGAACAGGCGUCGAAAGAGCGGCAAAGGGCCUUGUACCAAGCGACACUCGAGCUAUAUGGACUACUUAAGGACGACGAAUGCUGGACUCGUGACAAGGAGAGCUUCCCACGUUCCAGCUACACGCUGAUUGAGUCACUACCACAUGCUUCCCCUGCAGCAGGAAUACUGCAGGAAAAGUUUGUCGAGAUGAACGGACAUCUCUUACUGUUUUCGGCAUGGUUGCAACAUCCGGAGCCGCCUGCUACGCAAGCCCUACCUCUUGAAGACCGGGGCUUCUUUGGGGUUGUAGAUUCGCUUCUGCAGAUCAGUACUCUUCGCGAUGGUGUAGAUAACUUCAUGCAAGCGUAA
Peronospora matthiolae is the source of this 777-nucleotide messenger RNA. NCBI's taxonomy places the organism in Eukaryota, Oomycota, Peronosporomycetes, Peronosporales, Peronosporaceae. The record is from the annotation of a GenBank genome assembly.